ACUCCGCUAGACACAUUUGCCCUGCCUCGGCAACCCCACUCCUGCCGACCGCCCUGGAGCCGCUGAAGGACGUACACCUGGGCCUUGCUCCACCCAGCCGCGGCCCAGCUCGCCUGGCCAUCCUCUCGGGCCACUAUCUCUACUAUCAUUACGGUUGCGACGGCCUGGACGACCGGGGCUGGGGCUGUGGAUACCGCACUCUGCAGACACUGUGCUCAUGGCCACACGGACGGCCCGCGGGUGUGCCCGGGUUGAUGGACAUGCAGGCCGCGCUUGAGGACAUGGGUGACAAACCCCCUGGGUUCCGGGGCUCCCGGAGCUGGAUCGGCUGUGUAGAGGCCAGCUUCUGCCUCGACCACUUCGGCGGGCCCCAGGGGCGCCUAUGCCACGUUCCCCGUGGAGCUGGGCUUCAGGGGGAACUAGAGAGGCUUUACUCCCACUUCGCAGGGGGUGGGGGGCCUGUAAUGGUUGGGGGGGAUGCAGAUGCCCAGUCCAAGGCCUUGCUGGGAGUCUGCCUGGGGCCAGGCACAGAAGCCUAUGUCCUGGUACUGGACCCUCAUUGCUGGGGUACUCCAAAAAACCCCAGUGAACUACAGGUUGCUGGAUGGGUGGGCUGGCGAGAGGUGAGCACCACCUUUGACCCCAACUCCUUCUACAACCUGUGUCUGACCACCUGUAACUCUGAAAAGCAUCUGCGGGCCCAGGACUGAGAUGAAGUUCCCAGAACUGAGGAUUGUCUCUGGCCUGACUCACUCUCAAAGUCUGAGACUUAGAGCUGCCCAAUGUCAGGCCCCCAGGAAGUCCCAGUACAGCCUGGGACCUUUGGCAUCAAUAAAGUGGCAAGGCCCAGCUUAA
Miniopterus natalensis is the source of this 855-nucleotide messenger RNA. RefSeq names its product UFM1 specific peptidase 1 (gene UFSP1). Gene Ontology annotation, molecular function: deUFMylase activity. The record is from RefSeq and is a predicted model, not a curated record. Lineage: Eukaryota; Metazoa; Chordata; Mammalia; Chiroptera; Miniopteridae.